AUGAGUGACGUCGACAACUGGCUAAUCCGACGCGCCCGCAGAGCUAUCGCGCAACUGCGUUCUUGUCGUCCGAUACCCGAACCCCAAGUCCGAGAGAUCUGCCACCGCGCCAGGGAACUGUUGAUCGAGGAAGGAAACGUGGUCACCGUGACUGCGCCAGUGACGGUGCGCAUUCCCCCAGUCGUUAUAUGUGGCGAUAUUCACGGACAGUUCCAUGAUUUGAUGGAGCUCUUCCGGGUGGGAGGCGACGUGCCCGACACCAACUACCUUUUCAUGGGCGACUUUGUCGACCGUGGCUUCUAUUCUCUCGAAUCUUUCCUCCUCCUGCUUUGCCUCAAAGUCCGAUACCCCGACCGCAUGACGCUGAUCCGCGGCAACCACGAAUCGCGGCAGAUAACGACCGUCUACGGCUUCUACGACGAGUGCUUGCGCAAGUACGGCAGCGCCAACGUGUGGCGAUACUGCUGCGACGUCUUCGACUACCUCGCGCUCGGCGCCAUCGUCCUCGGGGCGUCCAACACACUCUCGGACCAGCGCGAGCCGGUCGACGACGAGACGGAGAUUGAGGUCUGCGACCAGAACGGAUCGAUUAUCAGUCGUUUCUCGCGCCAGCGCGGCCAAGCCAACAACAGUCAGCAGCAGCAGCAAGGCCAAGGGCCGAGCAGCAGCGGCGGCGGCGGCGGUACGGGAAACAGGACCGGCCCGCCGGGCUCCGGCGCGUCGGGCUCGAGCGGCGGGAGCAUCGGCAACCCGGCGGGUGCUGUGCUCUGCGUGCACGGCGGGCUGAGCCCGCUCAUCGACUCGGUGGACAAGAUCCGCCUCAUAGACCGCAAGCAGGAGGUGCCGCACGAAGGGGCCAUGUGCGACCUGCUCUGGUCGGACCCGGACGACAUUGACGGCUGGGGCCUGUCGCCGCGCGGGGCCGGGUUCCUGUUCGGCGCCGACAUCGUCAAGGUCUUCAACCACCGCAACGACCUGAGCCUGAUUGCGCGCGCCCACCAGCUCGUCAUGGAAGGCUUCAAGGAGAUGUUCGACUCGUCCAUCGUGACCGUCUGGUCGGCGCCCAACUACUGCUACCGCUGCGGCAACGUUGCGGCCGUGCUGGAGCUGUGCGAGGACGAGUCCGGCACGGGCGUCUUUGCGCGCAGCAACGGGGACGUCGGCCGCAGCGACGGCGGAGGAGGCGGGGGCGGUGUCAAUGGUCGCGGGCUGAUGAUGGAGUCGGACGCGCACAACGUGCCCAACAGCGGGCCGGCGCGGCGGUACCGCGUCUUUCAGGCGGCGCCCCAGGAUUCGCGCGGCAUGCCCGCAAAGAAGCCGGUGGCGGACUAUUUUCUCUAG
Messenger RNA from Cordyceps fumosorosea ARSEF 2679, 1341 nucleotides. Its product is annotated as Serine/threonine-specific protein phosphatase/bis(5-nucleosyl)-tetraphosphatase. Gene Ontology annotation, molecular function: protein serine/threonine phosphatase activity. NCBI's taxonomy places the organism in Eukaryota, Fungi, Ascomycota, Sordariomycetes, Hypocreales, Cordycipitaceae. The coding region runs from base 1 to 1341 and encodes 446 amino acids. The transcript is spliced from 3 exons. The record is from RefSeq and is a predicted model, not a curated record. Gene Ontology annotation, biological process: peptidyl-serine dephosphorylation; double-strand break repair via homologous recombination. Gene Ontology annotation, cellular component: nucleus; cytoplasm.